This is a messenger RNA of Helicoverpa armigera (cotton bollworm), 574 nucleotides long. RefSeq lists its product as uncharacterized. Bases 103 to 534 code for a protein of 143 amino acids. The transcript is spliced from 2 exons. The record is from RefSeq and is a predicted model, not a curated record. NCBI's taxonomy places the organism in Eukaryota, Metazoa, Arthropoda, Insecta, Lepidoptera, Noctuidae.
CAUAUUUGGAAACAAAUGACGAUGUGACAUGACGCUAAUAAAUCAAAAAUAAUUUUGAAUACUUUAUAGUGAAAACUGCAAAGGAUUUUUGAUAAUAAAAAUAUGCUGUGCCCUGAAGCUUAUCUAGUGCAAAAUGAGACAGUUCCUAAAGAAGAAGAAGAAACAUGCCGAAAGAAAUGUAAAAAGAUACCUGGUGAAGGUACUGGCAGCUUAGAAUUAAACUCCUACAAAAAUCCCAAAACUUGGAAGAAGUCUAUAUCUAAUUUCUUUCGCAAUCAGCUUCGUCCAACUAAAUCGAACGAUGGAGAUCGGCCAUCAGGAAGCAAAGAACAAUUCGAAGAUAAAGAAAUAAGUCCAGAGCAAAAAUGGCAAUCUUUAGGGAAAAUAUUCAGGCGCCAAAGUUUUGACCACUACAACAAGUCAUCAAAUCAGCAAGGAGAAUGUUCAUCUCCAAACAAACGUCUUGCUGUGAAAAAAGUGUUGUCAAGCUAUUUCGGAAAAAUCAAAUCUUCGUCUGCUACAAAUGAUAAAUAGAUUAAAUUUUGAGUAAAGAUUAAAGUUUUUUAAACAUUUU